This is a messenger RNA of Parus major (Great Tit), 381 nucleotides long. Its product is annotated as serine/threonine-protein kinase PAK 1-like. The record is from RefSeq and is a predicted model, not a curated record. Gene Ontology annotation, biological process: intracellular signal transduction; regulation of axonogenesis; regulation of actin cytoskeleton organization. Gene Ontology annotation, cellular component: cytoplasm. The transcript has 3 exons. NCBI's taxonomy places the organism in Eukaryota, Metazoa, Chordata, Aves, Passeriformes, Paridae. Gene Ontology annotation, molecular function: protein serine/threonine kinase activity; ATP binding. Bases 109 to 381 code for a protein of 90 amino acids.
CGCUGUCCUUGACAGGCUUUGUCUUUCUCCUCAGCUGACUUUGGUCUCUGUGCUCGGCUCAGCCCUGAGUGCAGCAGGUGCCACUCCAGCGUCGGCACUCCCAGCUGGAUGGCACCAGAAGUCGUGAGAGGAGAAGCCUACGGCCCCAAAGUGGACAUCUGGUCCCUGGGCAUCACGGGGCUGGAGAUGGUGGAAGGGGAAGCUCCUUACCAGAGGGAGCCCAAGUUCAGGGUUUUUGAACUGAUUGAAAGGAAUGGGCCCCCAAAACUGCAAAACCCCAGGCACCACUCGGCUCUCCUGCGCGACUUUCUGCGCUGCUGCCUGCAGGCGGACCAAGACAGGCGCUGGUCUGCCCAGGAGCUCCUGCAGGGUCUCAUAUAG